UUCAGUUCAAGUAAGAGUCCAGGUUGUUGCUUCCUUGUGAGACAUACUGCCAACCAAAACUGACAUAUUCAAAGGAAUCUAAGGAGUCGUCAAUUGGAUCACCAUUGUGAUAGAUAUUGGAUUACCUUAUUACCAUAACAGAAGGUGAUAGAAGUUAUCUGGUGACCAGAGGAUGUGGAGUUGGCCCAAAAUAUUAAUUUUCUCUUACCUCACAACAGGAAUUUGGAUGGAAAAGCAAUUUGUCUCCCGGAGAGGUAUGAACCUGCAAGUUCAUUCAACUUCGAACUUUACUGAUUUGGAAAGGACAAGAUUUAGAAGAGCCCUUUAUAAGGGUCAUUACUGUAGGACUCGUGGUUGUUGUGAAGACAGAAAUGAUGACUGUGUAACUCAUUUCUAUGAGGCAAAUGCCAUGUGUUACUGUGAUAAAUUUUGUGAAAGGGAAAAUUCUGAUUGCUGUCCUGAUUACAAGUCCUUUUGCCAAGGAGAAAAUCCAUAUCAAAAAGGUUGCUUCAGAGAUCGGCAAUAUUAUGGGGAAGGAGCUGUAAUUAAAGAAAACUGCAAUAACUGCACCUGCUCAGAACAGCAAUGGCAAUGCUCUCAACAUGAAUGCCUUGUUCAUCCAGAAUUAAUUGAAAACAUCAACACUCAAGAUCAUGGAUGGAAGGCUCACAAUUACAGUCAAUUUUGGGGAAUGACUUUAGAAGAAGGAUACAAAUUUCGACUUGGUACCUUCCCUCCCUCGCCUACACUUCUGAGCAUGAAUGAAAUGACAGUCAGUUUGCCUUCAGAGAUCCAUCUUCCAGAGUUUUUUAUCUCCUCCUACAAGUGGCCUGGAUGGACUCAUGACCCCUUGGAUCAAAAAAACUGUGCUGCAUCCUGGGCAUUUUCCACUGCAAGUGUGGCAGCUGAUCGAAUAGCAAUUCAGUCCAACGGUCGUUAUACAGAUAAUCUAUCCCCUCAGAAUUUGAUCUCUUGCUGUGUCAAAAAUCGUCAAGGAUGCAAAGGAGGAAGCAUUGACAAAGCUUGGUGGUACCUGAGAAAACGUGGGUUGGUAUCUCAUGCAUGCUACCCACUUUUUAAAGACCAAUUCUUCAACAAUGGCUGUAACAUGGCAAGUCGAUCUGAUGGACGGGGGAAAAGGCAUGCCACAAAACCAUGUCCAAACAACAUAGAGAAAUCCAAUCGAAUAUAUCAAUGUUCUCCUCCAUAUAGAGUCUCUUCCAAUGAAACGGAAAUAAUGAAAGAAAUCAUGCAGAAUGGGCCAGUACAAGCAAUAAUGCAAGUCCAUGAGGAUUUCUUCCAUUACAAAUCAGGGAUAUAUAGACAUGUCAGCAGCAUAAAGGAUAAAUCAGAAAAAUAUCAAAAUCUACGCGCUCAUGCAGUCAAACUCACUGGAUGGGGAAUACUCAGAGGAGCACAAGGAAAAAAAGAAAAAUUUUGGAUUGCUGCCAAUUCCUGGGGAAAGUCAUGGGGAGAGAAUGGUUAUUUUAGGAUUCUUCGUGGAGUGAAUGAAUCUGACAUUGAAAAGUUGAUUAUCGCUGCUUGGGGACAUUUGACAAGUUCAGAUGAAUCAUAACAUAUCAUUAAAUUUGCAUGAUGCCUUGCAUUUUUAAGUAAACUCCUUAAAAUCAGGUUUUACAACUUCAGGUUCCCGGUAACAUUGGAAUGCAUAUGUCCUAACCUGUAAUUAACUCAUAUCUGUUUUUUGUUUUAACUCAGCACUAUAGUGCUGCUUUCUUUCUCUCACUGAGUUACAAAAAAUAUUAAUAUGGCACAGCAGUAGUAUAAGCUACACAAUUUUUUUUGAAGUGUCUCAUCUCUUUUUCCUUCUUUAUUGUUAGUGUUUUUAAUGGCCCACCAUCUGUGAUAAGACAUAAUUUCUCAGCAUUAUUUGCCUCAAAUGAUGAGAAUACCCAUUAGCACAAAUAUCUUCAUAUUGCACAUCAUAUCUUCAGUGGUGGAAAUCUCAAAAGCUGAAAAAAAUAGGGAGGUGAUCCUACUGAUUCUUUUCUAUAUGUGUAUUUUUCCCACAGUGAUAUUUUCCUUAAUACAAAUGUGGCCCAUGUGCCACUGAAUACAGUGAAAAUCUAAUUUCACUUUUGUUUCUCCCAAUGUUUCUCUCAAUUGCCAUUAUCACUCAUAUUUUUGGGGAGUAGCAAACAAUUUCUUUCCAGUCUGUGCCUGACUUACAUGACAUGAUAAACAGUAAAAUCCCUAUAGAGUAACCAAUGAUUACUGCAGUUCUAUACAUAACAAAAUACGGUAGGAAAUAGACGUCAUGUAUUGUGAAAAGGAGAAGGGCUAAGAAAAGAAAACCUCCUCUUUCCUGAUUUUAAUGCUUCUAAAACUUAUUUGAAGCUUAUAAAAAUUAGCCACACAGCUGUAAUUUGAAAGAUUAUACAUUUUUUUCCCUACCUGAAAACAGCAUCAUGAUGCCCUGAGUCAGAAAGAAUAAAUAUUCCCUUUUCACAAUCAUUUCACAGUUCACUGCUUGAGUUUCUGAAAAGUAAACUCAAUUGGUGCUAAUUUGCAUCUAAUCUUGAUUCCAGUUUUCAACAGUUGUAGAAACAAAAAAAUAGUGUCAUCAUAAUGACUGGGCAAGGGGAUAAUCUCAUAAUAAUUUAGUGACCUUUAGAAAUGGCAAAAUAAUAAAAAUGAAGACCCAAAGCUAUUCAUUAUACAAAUGACAAUGGUGAAUUGUAGUGACUUACUUCACUAGAGUUGCAAGGAUGAGUUAAACAUUGAUACCUAGCCCAUUUCUUUGAUAUUCAGGUGCUUGGUUCUUAACAUUGUAACAUUUUUCAGCUUAAUUUUUGUAUAGGGUUAAAAUUCCCCAAUUAUGUUGAUGAAGACUUAUUUUGAUCAGGAUUUUGAGAAUGUGAGAUAUAAAGCAAAAGACACAUCAUAGAGGAAAGAGGAUUAGAUUGAGAAUUAGGAGACUUGAAUUGUAGUCCAAUUUUUUCUCUUUGACUUAUUUUAUUAUCUUAACCAAUCCAUUUUAAUUGCUUUAACUACAAGGCCCCUGAUUUCUUUAUCCAGAAAAAUAUAAACUAAGCAAUUCUUAAGUUCCCUUCCAUCUCUAAUAUUUGAUCAUUCUAAGAUAACAAAUAUCGAGAAGUUUACUGCUAGGCCUUGUCUGGUGUUUGGUGAAGUGUAUGAAAUUUACUUUCACAAUAAUAUGUAUAAGACUCUGAACUCUAUCAAUUUUGUCUGUGUUUCCUUAUAGUAAAAAAAGGAAAAUAAAAGAAAAGGGUGGCAUGAGCAAAACCAAAAUCCACUCCCCAAAAAUAAACUUUGAGAUCCAUUAUUUUAAGAGAACAUUUAACAGCUUUCUAAUCAAAAAGAGUUUCUAUUCACAGAAUUGGAACACAUCAGAGAUAAAAGAGACCU
Messenger RNA from Sarcophilus harrisii (Tasmanian devil), 3390 nucleotides. RefSeq names its product tubulointerstitial nephritis antigen (gene TINAG). The coding region runs from base 173 to 1576 and encodes 467 amino acids. Gene Ontology annotation, biological process: proteolysis. NCBI's taxonomy places the organism in Eukaryota, Metazoa, Chordata, Mammalia, Dasyuromorphia, Dasyuridae. The record is from RefSeq and is a predicted model, not a curated record. The transcript has 11 exons. Gene Ontology annotation, cellular component: lysosome. Gene Ontology annotation, molecular function: cysteine-type peptidase activity.